ACCAACACUACCUCUUCAAUGGCGAUGGCAGCGAUAGGAGGAGUGUCGAGAGUUCCAACACUACCUCUCAAUCAGAGAACCAACACUACCUCACCCACACCUUCCAUUAAAUUCACCAAUCCAAACCUCUCCUCUUCAUCUCACAUUACUGCCGAUAAGAUUCCGUUAAAAGCGGUUUCCCUUCGCCCGAAAACUGCUUACAAUGGCAGAAUUCCCAUCUUGGUUUCUCCUAAAGCAGUCUCCGACUCAAAGAACUCACAAACGUGUCUCGAACCCAAUGCAAGCCUUAGUGUCCUGGGAAUUAUACUUGGAGGUGGAGCAGGCACCCGUUUAUACCCUCUAACCAAGAAGAGGGCAAAGCCUGCUGUUCCUUUGGGAGCAAAUUACAGGCUGAUCGAUAUUCCUGUGAGCAAUUGCUUAAACAGUAAUAUCUCAAAGAUAUAUGUUCUCACACAGUUCAAUUCUGCAUCUCUUAAUCGCCACCUUUCACGGGCAUAUGCCACUAACAAGGGAGGACACAAGAAUGAAGGGUUUGUUGAAGUUCUUGCUGCACAGCAGAGCGCAGAGAACCCGAAUUGGUUCCAGGGUACUGCUGAUGCUGUAAGGCAGUAUUUGUGGCUUUUUGAGGAACACAAUGUUAUGGAAUUCCUGGUUCUUGCUGGAGACCAUUUGUACCGUAUGGACUAUGAGAGCUUUAUUCAAGCACACAGAGAAACUGAUGCUGAUAUCACUGUAGCAGCACUUCCAAUGGAUGAAGCACGUGCUACUGCAUUUGGCCUAAUGAAGAUUAAUGAAGAAGGUCGCAUAAUUGAAUUUGCAGAGAAGCCAAAAGGAGAGCAGUUGAAAGCAAUGAAGGUUGAUACUACCAUCUUAGGACUUGAUGAUGAUAAAGCUAAAGAGAUGCCUUAUAUUGCAAGCAUGGGAAUAUAUGUUGUCAGCAAAGAUGUGAUGCUGAAGCUACUUCGUGAGAAGUUCCCUGGAGCCAAUGAUUUUGGAAGUGAAGUUAUUCCAGGUGCAACAUCCAUCGGAAUGAGGGUGCAAGCCUACUUGUAUGAUGGUUAUUGGGAAGACAUUGGUACCAUAGAAGCUUUCUACAAUGCUAAUUUGGGAAUCACAAAAAAGCCACUCCCAGAUUUCAGCUUUUAUGAUCGUUCUUCUCCAAUCUAUACACAACCUCGAUAUUUACCGCCUUCCAAGAUGCUCGAUGCUGAUGUUACAGAUAGUGUUAUUGGUGAGGGUUGCAUGAUUAAGAAUUGCAAGAUUCACCAUUCUGUUGUUGGGCUUCGGUCUUGCAUCUCAGAGGGUGCGAUUAUAGAAGACACAUUGUUGAUGGGUGCAGACUAUUAUGAGACGGGUGCCGAUAGGAAGUUACUGGCUGCAAAAGGUAGUGUACCAAUUGGCAUUGGCAAGAAUACCCACAUCAAGAGAGCAAUUAUUGACAAGAAUGCUCGCAUUGGAGACGAUGUGAAGAUCAUUAACAGUGACAAUGUGCAAGAAGCAGCGAGAGAAACAGAUGGGUACUUCAUCAAGAGUGGAAUCGUCACAGUAAUUAAAGAUGCUUUGAUACCAAGUGGAAUCAUCAUUUGAAGCCACUUCUGUUGCUUUUAGAUAUGUAAUAAGAUCAAUCUUUUUCCUUUCCCCCACCCCCACCCCUUCAAAAAAAAAAAAAAAAAAGAAAAAACUCAUUUCUUUUCCAUUCAAAAAUUUUGGGGCAUGAGAGAUGAUAUAAUAAGUGGUCAAUUUGCCCUUCUACCCACGGUUUUGGGGAUUGAGAACUCUGUAUUAUCCUU
Nelumbo nucifera (sacred lotus) is the source of this 1790-nucleotide messenger RNA. Its product is annotated as glucose-1-phosphate adenylyltransferase small subunit, chloroplastic/amyloplastic-like. The record is from RefSeq and is a predicted model, not a curated record. Gene Ontology annotation, biological process: glycogen biosynthetic process. NCBI's taxonomy places the organism in Eukaryota, Viridiplantae, Streptophyta, Magnoliopsida, Proteales, Nelumbonaceae. Gene Ontology annotation, molecular function: glucose-1-phosphate adenylyltransferase activity.